AUGACCUCGCAGAUCACACCCAACAGCUUUCUCACCCGCACAGGGCCAUCGGCCGCAGCCAGCACGACCGUGUUCUUCAUCUCAGGGAACCCGGGUCUGAUCAGCUACUACCACCCAUUCCUAUCCCUGCUAUCCAAGUAUCUAGCCGAGCCAGAGGACAAUGGCAUCGAAGCAAAGAAAUUGCCAGCCCUGCAGCUCUAUGGGUGCAGUCUCGGGGGGUUCGAGAUCAACAGUGAUGCCAGCGACCAGCUAUCAUUAUCGUCAUCACCAAAGUCCGAUGCAUCUGUUCCCAAGCAUCGCAAACAGCCCGGGAAAGCCGGUGACUAUGAUCUAGAAGAUCAGAUCCGCUUCGUCGACCAGAAACUCACAGUUCUCAUGGAGACUACCAUCGCGGCUAGAAGCCAUGACCACAGACCAGACUCAUCUCCUGGGGGCACUGCCACGCAACGGCCAAAAGUCAUUCUGAUCGGCCACUCGGUGGGAGCGUAUAUUGCCAUGGAAAUUCUCAGGCGCCACCGCGAGACUAUUCCAAAGAAUAGCUCCGAAAGAAGAGCAGCACAGCUAGCCUCCAUGAAUGACUAUUCCCCUCCUGAAUUAGAUAUCGUCGGGGGCGCGAUGCUCUUCCCGACUGUCAUUGAUAUCGCAGCAUCACCAUCGGGACAGAAACUCACUACUCUUCUAUCGUUUAUUCCCCGGCUCGCCAUGCUUGUUGGCCUGCUAGUCCGACUCCUCACUUUCCUGCUACCUGACUUUGUCCUCCGGUCUGUGGUUCGGUUCGUGAUGAAGAGUCCGCCUUCCCAUGCUCUAGAUGCAACUGUUGCUUUUCUGAAGAGCUCUGGCGGCGUACGACAGGCUCUACACAUGGCCACCGACGAAAUGCGCACUAUCACCUCGGACAAGUGGACCGACGAUGUCUGGGGUGCUGCAACGGCGCGUGAGCCACUUAUGAAGCUUGUUUUCUAUUUCGGACGAAAUGACCAUUGGGUGGCCGAGAAGACGAGAAAUGAGAUUAUUGCGCUUCGAGGACGCAAGGAAGGCAGCGGGCCGACAAUGCUUGUUUGUGAAGAGGGGUUGCCACAUGCGUUUUGUCUAAAACAUAGUGAUACCAUGGCUCGCAAGGUUGCGGGGAUGAUUCGGGAGAUCUUGACUUGA
Penicillium alfredii is the source of this 1152-nucleotide messenger RNA. Its product is annotated as bifunctional triacylglycerol lipase/ester hydrolase. Gene Ontology annotation, cellular component: lipid droplet. Gene Ontology annotation, molecular function: lipase activity. The record is from RefSeq and is a predicted model, not a curated record. Gene Ontology annotation, biological process: lipid storage. Lineage: Eukaryota; Fungi; Ascomycota; Eurotiomycetes; Eurotiales; Aspergillaceae. The transcript has 4 exons. Bases 1 to 1152 code for a protein of 383 amino acids.